Molecule: messenger RNA, 2127 nt
Organism: Dreissena polymorpha
Lineage: Eukaryota; Metazoa; Mollusca; Bivalvia; Myida; Dreissenidae
Product: 4-trimethylaminobutyraldehyde dehydrogenase-like
Exons: 11
Coding region: 241-1785 (514 amino acids)
Molecular function (GO): 4-trimethylammoniobutyraldehyde dehydrogenase (NAD+) activity; aminobutyraldehyde dehydrogenase (NAD+) activity
Source: RefSeq, a predicted model, not a curated record
UGAAAGAUCGUCUAAUAAAUUAUUGAAUAUGAACAAUUUCCCCAUGAUGGCUAACGUUAUAAUGUCAAGCACUCGAAUAGUCGAGCGCACUGUCCUUUGACAGCUCUUGUUAAUUUUUGUUUUCAAUGGACCGUUUUAACCUAUGACCUAUUUGACUUCCAAUGACGCGGUGAGCAAAUUGUUAUCUCUAACAGUGGACUUUUCAGACAUAUUCUGUUUCUGUUGGUAUACUUAGUGAGAAUGCUAUCGAGGUCAGGACACAGGGUUCUGAUGACACUGCAGAGAAAGUGUAGUAACCUCAGCCAGCUUAUGAAAUGUCCAGCUGUAACUGAACCACUCAACUUUCUGGCUGGUAGACGCAUAGCCCUUGAUACCUCCCGGGACCAGAUCCCGCUCCAGUAUCCUGCCACUGGUGAAGUUUUGUGCUCCAUGCAGUUAGCCAGCAAGAUGGAUGUGGACCGAGCGGUCACAGCAGCAAAGGAUGCUCAGGUGGGAUGGGCAAGAAUGUCAGGAUUCCAUCGGGGGCAGGUGCUCAAACGUGCGGCUGACAUCAUACGGAGCCGUCUAGAGGAGAUAGCUAGACUGGAGACACUGGACACUGGCAAGCCAAUUUGGGAGGCUAGACUGGACAUGCAGAGCUGUGCAGACACCAUAGAGUACUAUGGGGGACUGGCUGCCUCAAUAGCUGGGGAGUUCUUGCCCCUCUCUGAUGGCUGCUAUGCCUACACUAUUCGUGAAGCACUAGGGGUUGUAGGAGGUAUAGGGGCCUGGAACUAUCCCCUCCAGAUGGCUUCUUGGAAGUCUGCGCCUGCUCUUGCCUGUGGCAAUUCCUUUGUGUUCAAACCGUCUGAGUUAACACCCCUUACAGCAGUGGUACUGGGAGAGGUGUAUAAGGAGGCAGGACUCCCAGAUGGCUGCUAUAAUGUUGUACAGGGUGGUGGUGAGGUUGGCCAGUUGCUAUGCAGUCAUGAUCUAGUUGACAAGAUCAGCUUCACAGGAAGUGUCCCAGUCGGGUCAAAGAUCAUGGAGGCUUGUGCAAAGGGUGUGAAGCAUGUUACCCUGGAGCUGGGAGGGAAGUCUCCACUGAUCAUAUUUGAUGACUGUCACCUUGACAAUGCUGUGUCCGGGGCCAUGAUGGCUAACUUCCUUACCCAGGGGCAGGUUUGCUCCAAUGGAACCAGGGUCUUUAUACAGAAGAAAAUAAUCACAGAAUUUUUAGAAAAGCUGGUAAAGCGAACAAAGAGAAUGAAAAUCGGAGACCCAUUUAAUGAUAAUACCACUGUAGGGGCAACUAUAUCUAGACAACAAGCAGACAAAGUGCUCCGCUAUGUAAACCUUGCCAAACAAGAGGGUGCUGAAGUUUUAUGUGGAGGUCAAGAGGUGACUCCAGAAGAAAGAUUUAAAGGUGGCCAGUUCAUGUCACCAUGUGUGUUGUCACGUUGCCAUGACGACAUGGCAGUAGUGAAGGACGAGGUAUUUGGCUCGCUGAUGUCUGUUCUGCAGUUUGACUGUGAGGACGAGGUAGUUGCCAGGGCCAACAAUACAGAGUUUGGACUCGCUGGAGGGGUGUUCACAAAGGACCUGGGAAGGGCCCACAGGGUGACAUCACAUCUGAAGGCAGGCUCCCUAUAUGUUAAUAACUACAACAUGUACCCAGUAGGCGUCCCCUUUGGCGGAUACAAGAAGUCCGGCAUUGGACGUGAGAAUGGGCCGGAUGCAAUACAGUACUACACACAAGUGAAAUCCGUUUAUGUGGAAAUGAACGAUGUAAAAGCACCGUUUUGAUAUAUAUGUCAUAUUUUAUUUGUUAUUUGUAAAACCCUUGGUGCUAUUGUUUCUGUGGUUACCUGUAUUCUUUAGUGCAAUGCAAAUUUAUGAAAUGUGCAUGACAAUCAUUUGUUGUUUCAGGGACCUAUACACACAUAUAGGUCCUUGGUUGUUUUUAAAAUGCCAUUUAUAGGUUAGCUGAGGUAAACUAUUUUAUGUUAGCCAUUUGUGUUCUGUUGAUAGUCUAGUAAUCACUAAUAGACAUUGUUUUAAUUUAAUAAUUGGAUUCCGUUACAUGUAUACAACUGUUGAUAUGUACAGUAAAAGUAUAUGAAUGCUUAAAAGAAUUUAUGAACCUUA